GGGGGAGCUGGCCAUCGCAGGAAAGCAGCGGGCGCGGAGCGCUCUCCCUCUGGCUAGCUGCGGAGCUGCGCAUGCGCUAGGGACUUUGGGGCGGAGCGGACACGGAGAGAGAGAUGAGUCUGUUGGUGCGCGCCGGGACCUGAAAUUCCGGGGGACUGCGCACGCGCGCCGGGCCUGCGCACGGGCGGCGAGCUCGACGGCGCAGGCGUAGGAGGGGCUCGCGCGGGGCGGGAGGAGGAGCCUCGGCAGCCUCGAGCUCAGUGUGCGGCGGGAGGCGGACGAGGAAGGAGCUCCCGGCCCGUUAACCCUUUCCCCGCCGCCGCCGCCUCCUCCUCCGCCGCCGCCGCCUCCGCCAACCCAUGCAAGGCAUGAUCGAGAUGGCGGCGGACAAGGAGACCUUCUUAGUGCCGGCCCCGCCGCCGCCCCUCCUCAAACCCCCGCCCAGAGGAGGGGGCGGGGCCGGAGGGGGGAACGUCCCCCUGGUGCAGCUGCGUCAGGGGGCCGCCCCGGCGGAGCUGCACCAGGAGGACGCCCAGGCCCAGCCAGCAGCAGCAGGAGGAGGAGUUGCUCAUAGGGGCCCCUCCUCCGCUAGGGUGAACCAGGGGCCCCAGGACCCUCACCCCCCCGCCCAGCGCAGACCCCCAGCCAAAGGAGGGGGUCCCUCCGCAGCAGCAGCAGCGUCCGAGGAAGGGGAAGAGAGCGUCUCCGAGCUGCAGCGGCCCCGCAACGGCUUCCAGCCCCCGCCCCACCACCAGUCCCGGGCCCCCGGCGGGGGCAAGAGACGCAGCAGCUGCAACACCGGCGGAGGCUUCAAGCACCCGGCCUUCAAGCGGCGCCGGCGCGUCAACUCCGAGUGCGACCCGGUGCUGCCCUCCGAGUUCCUGCUGGGGGGCAACAUCUUCGACCCGCUCAACCUCAACAGCCUGCUGGACGAGGACGUCAACCAGGCCGUCAACGCCGAGACCCCCAAGUCCUCGCCGCUGCCCGCCAAGGGACGGGACCCGGUCGAGAUCCUCAUCCCCAAGGACAUCACCGACCCGCUGAGCCUCAACAACGCCCAGGAGGAUCCCCCGGUGUUGGCGUCGCCCGUCAAGCCCGGGCGGAAGCGGCACCGACACCGGGGGGCGCAGAGGGGGGCGGCCGGGCUGGAAGGAAGCAGCGGCGGCAAACCCCCGCUGCCCGCCUCGUGCAAAGCGUGCCAGAAGACGUGUAACGGGGCCACGCCGCAGCCCUACGAACUCAACACGGCCAUCAACUGCCGGGACGAGGUGGUGUCGCCCCUGCUGCCGGCCGCAGGGGAGGCUCAGCCCGGGCAGCAGGCCUCUGGGGGUGCCACGCCGUCGGGCACUUCUGUGGCCUCCUGGACGGCCGGGGGCAGCAGCAGCAGCAGCAGCCGCCACCGCAAGCGGCGCAGGACUAGUAGCAAGUCAGAGGGAGGAGGAGGAGGAGGUCGGCAUCCGGGGGCCUCCACGUCCGGCGAGCAGCCCUGCCGAAGCAGCCCGGACCGGGGGCACAGCUUGCCGAGGGGCCGCCACCCUCUGGCUGCUCCUGGCCAGUCGGUCCGGCGCCAGCCGCCGCGCCACAAGUUCCAGUACGGCAACUACUGCAAGUACUACGGCUACCGCAACCCCAGCUGCGAGGACCCCCGCCUGCGGGUGAUGAAGCCUGAGUGGUUCCAGGGAAAGGAGGUUCUGGACGUGGGCUGCAACGUGGGGCACCUCACCUUGAGCGUGGCCAAAAAGUGGGGCCCCGCCAGAAUAGUGGGGGUGGACAUUGACGGCGCCCUCAUCCACUCGGCCCGCCAGAACAUCCGGCACUACCUUUCGGAGGAGAUGCAGGAGCAGCAGCGGGACCAUGACGGUGGUGGCACCAGCAGCAGCCAAGGGGCCAGGCGUGCCAAGAAAACCUUCCCGGCCUCCCUCAUGGCCAGCCGAGGGCCCAUCGCUGCACCAAGGGUACCCCAGGACGGGGUGGACGCCACGGUCUUCCCCAACAACGUGUUUUUCGUCAAGGGCAACUACGUGCUGGAGCAGGACGAGCUGCUGGAGGCCCAGAAGCCCGAGUACGACGUGAUCCUGUGCCUCAGCCUCACCAAGUGGGUACACCUCAACUGGGGCGACGAGGGCCUCAAGCGCCUCUUCAAGCGGUUCUACCGCCACCUGCACCCGGGCGGAAUCCUGAUCCUCGAACCCCAGGCCUGGUCCUCCUACGGCAAGAGGAAGAACCUGACGGAAACAAUAUGCAGGCAUUACUACCGGAUCAAGCUGAAACCAGACCAGUUCCCCUCUUACCUGACUUCGCCGGAAGUGGGCUUCUGCAGCUACGAAUUGGUGGCCACACCCAGGAACACAUCGAAAGGAUUCCAGCGACCCAUCUAUCUCUUCCACAAAGCCGGCCCUGGCGCCCACUGAGAGCGUCUCUGACGCCGACGCCUCGCCCCCUCCUUUUCAAAUCAGCCACUUGCUGGGGCUGGGGGGCUAACGCGACCCCCCCCCCACGGAUGAAUGUUGGACACUUUGCUGGCAGGAGGGGAGAGCCUUUCCUCCCGGCCAGGACGGAGCAAGCCAGACUUCAAAGACAGCCAGAGACUGCAGUGGGGCC
This is a messenger RNA of Podarcis raffonei (Aeolian wall lizard), 2601 nucleotides long. RefSeq names its product methylphosphate capping enzyme (gene MEPCE). Bases 360 to 2411 code for a protein of 683 amino acids. NCBI's taxonomy places the organism in Eukaryota, Metazoa, Chordata, Lepidosauria, Squamata, Lacertidae. The record is from RefSeq and is a predicted model, not a curated record. Gene Ontology annotation, biological process: snRNA modification. Gene Ontology annotation, molecular function: O-methyltransferase activity; snRNA binding; RNA methyltransferase activity. The transcript is spliced from 4 exons.